This is a messenger RNA of Puntigrus tetrazona (Sumatra barb), 449 nucleotides long. RefSeq names its product methyl-CpG-binding domain protein 3-like. Gene Ontology annotation, molecular function: DNA binding. The transcript has 3 exons. The annotation marks the transcript as partial. The record is from RefSeq and is a predicted model, not a curated record. Lineage: Eukaryota; Metazoa; Chordata; Actinopteri; Cypriniformes; Cyprinidae.
CUGCGAGUCGACUCUCGGUUCACGGCGAGUCAUGACUCGUGAAUCAGAAGGUCGCGAGGUGAGAGGAUAGAGCAGCGCCAGCGGCCGCCUUUAACCCUAAACAUUCACAGCUUUUCCUCCAGAGAGACUCCGGGAGAAACAUGGAGAGGAAAAGUCCAACAGGGAAGAAGUUUCGGAGUAAACCGCAGCUGGCCCGAUAUCUGGGAAACUCCAUGGAUCUCAGCUCCUUUGAUUUCCGCACAGGGAAGAUGCUAAUGAGCAAGCUGAAUAAAAACAGGCAGCGGAUCCGCUACGAUCACAGUCAGAGCAAGGGUAAACCUGAUCUGAACACGUCACUGCCGGUCCGACAGACGGCGUCCAUCUUCAAGCAGCCUGUCACCAAGGUCACGAAUCACCCCAGCAACAAGGUCAAGACGGACCCUCAGAAAGCUGUGGACCAGCCCAGACAG